Ogataea parapolymorpha DL-1 is the source of this 918-nucleotide messenger RNA. RefSeq lists its product as uncharacterized. The record is from RefSeq and is a predicted model, not a curated record. Lineage: Eukaryota; Fungi; Ascomycota; Pichiomycetes; Pichiales; Pichiaceae. The transcript has a single exon. The coding region runs from base 1 to 918 and encodes 305 amino acids.
AUGGGCUCGCUUAAAGACAACUUAGACCUGCUAGGCCUUAUUUACAAGAACUUUUUACAGUUGCGCAAUAUCCAUCCUAUUGCAAUUGAUCGUUCCGACAGCCAGAUAUCGAUUAUUGCGUCCGAGGGCAAAUCGAUCGUAUCUCGGAGCAACGAUAUCUACACUAUUGAGAAUCUCAGACAGGACACAGACGGAACUCAAAUAACGUACACCGCUUCACUGAAAUGGCCCCAAGAUGCUACCAUUAGUUAUCCGACCGAAAUUGACGAUAUCGAUUCCCGUCUAGUAGAUCGCCUACUCGCGAUGGUGACAGAUAAAUUUGGGCUAUUUUUCCCAAAGGAGUUGAAACCCCCCACGCAGUCCGAUACUGAUAACCAAAGACAUAUUUCGCAGCUGCAGGAGCCGGUAGCAGGUAACCCUGAGGAUACAUCCAACCAAGCAACGCAAAAUUACACUCCUACCCCUUCGUAUACAUCGCCCGCUCCAAGACCGCUCCCUGCCGCUCUGGCACCUCCGCCAUUUGAGGACGAACACCAAAUCCAGUCCAGCCGGUCCCAGCCACUUCCAUCAGCAGACGCACAAGCAGGUGUCAACGAUCUUUAUCCAGGCGGUAUGAAAGAUCCCCCUUUCAAACCAUAUUUGGAUCCUCUUGCAGUAAAUCCUACAAAGGGAGGAGGUAUGCAUCCAACUUCCUCUGAUCCGCUAUUUAAUCGGAAUUUGGGAGGAUCAACUUCAGGAAUAAGAUACGAUGAUCCGUUGCUGGGGCCUGACGAGGACCCCGAACUUUUGGGGGCUGGACUUCCAGGACAUAUGGGGCUGCCCGGACAAGGAGGUUUCAGACGCCCUCCAGGUCCGCCAGGUCCGCCAGGUUCAUUUGGUUCUUCUGGAGGCUUUGGAGGACUUGGUCGAUUUAUAUAG